UACCAGGCGUGUCACCUAAGGAGGGUAAGGGGCUUUCACCCACACCAAAGUGCCUUUUUGGGUGCGGGGGAGGAAGCUCGUAACUGAGUAAAGCAGGAAGGACCAAUGUCGUUUGGCCUUCCUACUUCAGCUAUGUAUGAACACAUGCUCAGCGAGCACCUGAGGACGAGGAGGCACGAGGAAGACUGCGAGAACAUGUUGGGAUCACUAUUUGGGAAUGACUGAAAAGGCCCACAAAGAUUACUUAAAGGAGAUUCUUCUGGUGCUCUUCCGUCAACCAAUGGCUCUGAGAUGCUAAUGUUGCACUACAGGCUCUGGGAUGUCCACGACGCUGCUGUGCUCCUCUGCUUCACGUUGUACAUGUGUCACCUAGCCGGGGCCAUCUCUAUCCAAUCAUCCCAGCAAGGCCUCACCCGGUCUGUGCAGGAGGACGUGUUCUUCUCCGUGGCCGUGGCCUGCAAUGGCACCCCUACCAUCCAGUGGACCUUCAUGUCCAGCUCGGUGAGCCGCGACGUCGGCACCUGGCGCCCUGGCGCCUUCACCAACAUCACGGCGGACUACAGCAGCCGCGUGGAAGCGCACGACAACGGCUCCAUGGGCCUGUCGGAUCUGCGCCUGCAGGAUGCAGGUUAUUACAUGGUGACGAUCACUGACGAGAUGGGUAGCAGCAAGGAUGUAGGAUUUGUCCUCAAAGUCAACGAGGUUUUGUAUGAGGACCUGCAAUACCUGUCGGUUUCGGCCUUGGCGCUGGCCUGCUUAGCGGGCCUCCUCAUGCUGACCAUGUGGCUCUUGGACAAAGCCUACAGGAAGAUUGUGGCAUGGAAGCGCAGGAAGCAGAUGCCAGAAAAUGACGCAACGGAGCUACAGCCUCUUUGACACAUUUGUCGGGACUACAUUUUUACAUGUCGCCGGAAGGACUGUUUUCCCCCCCCCCCUUCUUCACCUCAGUGGAUGUGGUGUAUAAGAACUAAGACUGAGGUGCUCACAGAGGAUUUUUUUUAUACAUGGACAUCACUGUAAAAUAUUGUAUUUAUUGCCAAAAUAUGAGAUUAUUUGGAGUAACUGCCACUAGGUCGAUUGUGUCCUCCCUCUUAACACACAAGCACGCGCACAACAUUGGUCAUGUGACAUAACAGAGGAAGUCCAACAGAACAGGAUUCUCAAACUUUUUAGGUCCAAGUACCCCUUACUGAGGAGAAAUCUUUCCAAGGAAUCCCUCAUAAUCGUAACGACAAGUAAACAUACAUGUAAAUAUUGUAUCUAAAAAUCUAAAUGUUGUAGGAAUAAAAAAGUAGCCUAUUUUUGAUAAAAAAAAGUUAUGAAAAGAUGUUUUUUUUAGAAAGAUAAUUCAUCCAUCCAUUUUCUGUACCGCUUAUCUUCACUAGGGUCGUGGGUAGAAAGUUUAUUUUGAAGAAUACAUUUACAUUUUCUUCAAGAAAAAAAGGCAUAAGCUUUAGGAGAAAGAUGAAUUUAUGAGAAUAAAGUCAGAUUUCUUCCAAAAUAAAGUUGCAAUACAGUGGACUCUGCCAUUUUGCGAGGGAUAGGGACUGGGACCGGUAGCAAAUAGCGAAAAUCCUCAAAUAAUCAAGACUCUUUAUAAUUGCCAUGAAAGAAAUAACUUUUUCUUUUCUGCAAAAAAACCAACAAAAAAAAACCACUCAAAUAAACAGGGAGUUUUGCAAAUAACGGGGUAUGAGUUCACCCCCCCAAAAAAAUCUACGAAUAGAUGAAUCCGUGAAUGCUGAACCGCAAAUAUGCAGGGAUCCACUGUAUUAUGAUAUUAAAGUAAGGGAAGAAAGUCAUAUUUUAACUUCAGACGCUAAACUGAAAUGCUGUGGAAUUAACUGAAAUGUUAAAAUGUAGAGUGUGAGACUUGGAAUGGUUUGAGUCAGCUGAAAAAUGUGGAAGGAGGUGGCAAAUAUGUACAUCUUAAUUUGGGAUUUUUUGUGAAAAAUAGGAAUUCUGGGAAUAGGAAUAGUUCCCAAGAUGUCCCAAAUGAGCUGAAUAUUUUAAGUUGGAAACAUUUGAAUCGGUGAACAAAUGAGGAAGGAGAAGCCAAUUAUGUUAAAUAGCUAUUCAAUUUGGGAAUUUUAUUGUGAAAAUGUGCUAUUUGGGAAUGUGGAAAAUAGUUCCCGAGAUGUUCUGAACGAACGGAACGGUUUGAAUUUGGAACGGGAAAGAUGACACAAAUGUUUCAUUCACAUUUUUUUUUUGUGUGGUGAAAAUGUGGAAUCUAGGAAAAGUGGAAAUUUUUGGAAUGUGAAAAUGCACGUCCUGAAGUUGAGAAAUAUAUCAGGAGAAGUGUGUCUAAAAAAGUGGGGAGAAUCAUAAUAAAAAAAGUUACAUUUUUUUGGUCUAGAA
This is a messenger RNA of Phyllopteryx taeniolatus (common seadragon), 2361 nucleotides long. Its product is annotated as V-set and transmembrane domain-containing protein 5. Gene Ontology annotation, cellular component: axon; dendrite; plasma membrane. Bases 292 to 876 code for a protein of 194 amino acids. The record is from RefSeq and is a predicted model, not a curated record. NCBI's taxonomy places the organism in Eukaryota, Metazoa, Chordata, Actinopteri, Syngnathiformes, Syngnathidae. Gene Ontology annotation, biological process: positive regulation of excitatory synapse assembly; filopodium assembly. The transcript has 5 exons.